UGGAAAUCUUCAUCUCCUUCUGUCAGCUCCUACAGCCAGACCAUGAAUGCCUUCUUGCUCCUCAGCCUCUCAGCUUUGGUCUGCUGGGCUUCAGCUGACAUUCGCUGUCACUCCUGCAACAAGUUCCCUGUGGUUGGCUGUGUGGAUCGAAAAUCCUGUCUCCUGGAUCCAGGACAUCAGUGUUUGACCACAGAUGUCUACCUAGGUAAGAUGUGGCUUUACUCCAAAUUUCGGUGUGGUUCAGCUACAGAACCCUGUAUACCAGGCAUCAACAGGACCAAUGAGUUAACCUACAACACCACUUGCUGCAGAAGAGAUUCCUGCAAUAGCUUUGCACCCCGCCCUUCUCCAAUCCUGAGCCUCAGCCUCCUCACCCCUUUUGCUGGUCUUGGCUUCUGGCUUCUACACUGA
Messenger RNA from Trichosurus vulpecula (common brushtail), 411 nucleotides. RefSeq names its product lymphocyte antigen 6 family member G6C (gene LY6G6C). The record is from RefSeq and is a predicted model, not a curated record. Gene Ontology annotation, cellular component: protein-containing complex; external side of plasma membrane. Lineage: Eukaryota; Metazoa; Chordata; Mammalia; Diprotodontia; Phalangeridae. The transcript has 3 exons. The coding region runs from base 43 to 411 and encodes 122 amino acids.